Bactrocera oleae (olive fruit fly) is the source of this 5067-nucleotide messenger RNA. RefSeq lists its product as uncharacterized. Gene Ontology annotation, cellular component: nucleus. NCBI's taxonomy places the organism in Eukaryota, Metazoa, Arthropoda, Insecta, Diptera, Tephritidae. Gene Ontology annotation, biological process: regulation of transcription by RNA polymerase II. Gene Ontology annotation, molecular function: RNA polymerase II transcription regulatory region sequence-specific DNA binding; DNA-binding transcription factor activity, RNA polymerase II-specific. The record is from RefSeq and is a predicted model, not a curated record.
AAGUAUUCGAAUAACCAUAUUAUGGUUAUGUUUUGAUUAUACUUCGUUACACAGCUGUUUCUAUGUUUGUUUGUCAUUCAGAAAAGUUGAAGAUUAAAUUGUGGUCAAGAAAACUUGUAGACAAAUUAUGAACGAAGGAGUUAUCUCCAGCUACGAGCAUUUAUUUGGUGGUUCUGGUUUGCCGUCUGACCUAGCUAUAGAAAUGGCAGCGGCCACUUCGCUUCACACAGCUAUCGGAACGGAUUACCAUAAAGAAAUAAUCCCACAGCAAUCACAACAACAACAUUCACGGUCUUUUCAUCAUCCGUCGACAUAUAACAAUUUAAUCGGUACUACAGGAGACGGUGCGACCCAAAAUAUAGUUCCCGCACAAAUGAAUUUUAGUUGUAAUAAUAACAAUGGUGCAACAUAUAUUGGUAACAGCGCGAGUAAUACUGUUUUUACACAUAUUCCAUUCGUUCAAAUUCAUACGACUGAUGUGCAGCCACAGAGUGCAUUUAAUAGUACACGAUUCAGAAGAAAUGUCACUAAUAAUAAUCAAGAAGAAAUAAAAGCUGAACUAAUAAAGUCGGAAAAUUCUGAAAGUGCCAAAGAACGAAUAAAUGGAACUCCCACACCACCAGUACCUGUGCAGCAGAGAAGUGAAGGUCAGAUUUCUAAAAAUUGUACUCAAAAUGAGAAAGAAGCUUAUUCGGAUUUAGAAACUUCUCAUGGAAUUUCGGAUAAAGUAAAUGAACAAAACACAAAAACAUGCACAAAAGGAAAAACGGCGUUUGCAUUUCCAGAUAUUUAUAAAUGUCAGCAAUGUGCUUUUAUAAGUUUGACCGAAAAGGGUUUGCAACUCCACCUCGAAUCCAGGUUUCAGGAACACUCCCGCGUUUGUGAAAAUGCCAUUAGUCGAACGGAACUACGAUGUCCAGGUUGUGAAAAUAUCUUCUACGCUUAUUCGGUUGUCGAGAUUCAUUUACGAGAAGACCAUUUAAUGCCCGAACAAGAUAUAACAAAACUAAUGCAGAUUAUUAAAAUAAAUAACCAACCUUCUGAGCAUUCGGACACCGCUAGCACCGUAAAAGGCUCUGAUAUAGAAGUUUCGAGUGACACUUCAAUCAAGGGAACAACGCGAAGAAGUCGGAUAUAUUUGAAGAAUGUUGAAUGUUUGCGAGAACCGAAUAGAGAUCCGAUUGAGCAACAAGAUAAUCUAAUCAAUGAUAGCCUUUUUCAUUUUGAAAAUGAUGAGUGCAAUUCGCUAGAAAACAUCGGUAGCAUUAGCAUGGAGGAGCAGGAUCUUAUAGGCAUGCUUACUAACGGCGAACCGUUAUUUCACAACAAAAGUGACAAUAAUAUUGAUAAUAUUGUGAAUGAAACUAUUGUGCCAAACGUAGAAAUAAAUAAGCCAGCAAAUCCACCUAAACAAAAAAUUUCUAUUAAGAGUGUUGAUGUACUACGAGAACCUGCUCUGGCGCGUCGUGAUUAUGAGAUGCAAUCUUUUGGAGAUUUCAUUAGCGUCUGUAAUGAUUUAAAUUUACAUGUACCUAACAAUAUCAACAACAAUAACGAAAGUAACUGUGAUAACAACCACAGGAGAGUAAAUGACGCGGAUGGGCAAUACAGUUAUUCUGUGGCUCCGAAUAGAGAAGCACUCGUUGGUAACAAUGGCGAUGCUGGCAUAGCAGAAUUCACAAAUGAUUUCGAAAAACCAAGAAGACCUAAAAUUUACAUAAAAAACGUUGAUAUACUAAAAGAGCCAAUUACAUUUUCGAACAAUGUCAAUGCGCCAUCUAUAACAGAGUCCACUAACAACGUAAUGAAUUUCAAUUUUAUGCAACCAACCAUACCGCAAACUGUGAAUUCUUAUCUAGAUACCGUUGAUAGCCUAAACGCAACAGUGCCGCCUUUUAAUAGUGGCAUGUCACAGCUCCCCCUUGGAACUAUAUCGGAUCAGUAUCUCUUCGAUAGUGGAGGUGGGAACUUUUUAGUAAACAGUUCCACUACCGUCUCAGAUAACUACACUUAUGGCAAUGAGCAAACUACAGAAAACUUUCUAAUGGAUUCUAAUCGGUUUACUGAUGCGAUUACACCAAUGACAACGGAACCUACACCGCCACCUCCUACUAUGAGUACAACAGUAAGUAAUAUUAACAAUUGUACGUCGGACGCUCUGCCCACACAAAAUACCUCUGCCAUUACAAAUGUACAAAAGCAGAAAAUUUUUAUAAAAAAUGUGGACAUUCUGAAAGAACCACAGUUCCAAGAGCCACGUGGCUUACUACAUUUGCGUACCGUUGAUGAAUUAAAUUUAAUGAACAGAAAAGACGUUGAAAACUUAAUAGCACCGAAUUUGGAGGGGAAUCAAACAAAUCUCGUGGAAGAGGAACUGAGUGAUAACUUUGCGCGAUUGAAUAAUGCAAAUGAAGCUGUGUUGUCGGCCAUUGAUAAUUGCAAUGCCAGCAAUCUAAUCGAAGCGAUAUCCUAUGGUUGUGAAGGAUUUAAAUUGAAUGAGUUUUCAACACAAAACGGUUGGCACGAUGACUAUGACUUGGGUGACGAUAUUAGGGAGAUCAUAACGAGUACCAUGGCCCCAACUUUACCUUCAGCUCAGAAGGCAAUACAUGAUUUGGAUACACCGCAAAUAUCUCUGAUAUCGAUACCAGAUAUGGAAGAGCUCACCGGAACAAGUGCUGAAGUUAAUGCCAGUUCGGGGUCCGUAACAAACGGGGACCCUACAAUGACCUCGACUGUAACACAACAACAAUCAAGUGCAAAUUUUACUUUUGAACGUGAAAUCGCCUCCGCAGAUAAUAUUACUUUUGAUGAACCGGUUUGUAGCUCUGAAAAUGUAGUCAAUUCCACUGCGAUCUGUAAUGAGGUUAUGUCGGACCCCCAAACAGAACCUGAGUCGAUAGGUACAUCCAUAACAGAAAACACAGAAGUACUAAAACAAGAGCGCUUGAAUCAAGCCACCCCUGGAGAACACACCGAUCCGGCACCCUCAAAAAAUAAUAAAGAAAACAAUUUUAAUGACAUUCCCCCGCUCACACCAAUGACUUCAGCUACAUAUGCUAUAAGUACUAACAUAAAUACCUCAACAUCAAUUGGUGCCCCGACUGGUUUACCGGUGCCGCCACUGGUACCUAUGUUACCACCAAAAGCUAUAACGCUAACUAACGUUAACACCCCUGCGAAUUCAACGGAACGUGGACGCAUUUAUGUAGCGAACAAUCUCAUGCAAGCACCUAACGCAGCGGCUAUGGGGCAAACACCAGCGGCCAAAUCUAACAAUACGAAGAGUUUAGACAAACAGCAACCCAAAACACCAAUUGCUGUCUCUGUAAUGGGUGGAACUUCGGUACGUGGCCGACCGUUUGGUUCGAAUCGUACUGGCAUAACAAAGCUUCGCAAGCAACCGCCUAACGAAAACGGAGCAGGCGUUUACCUGAAGUGCACUGUUGCGGGUUGUGCCUUCCGAUUUAAAAAAUCGAUCACAUUAGAUUACCACAUUAAGUGCCAUAACAGUGAGUCUCAACCUCAGUCAAUGGCAUGUCCUGAAUGCAAAGCGCCGUUCACCAACUGGAACUCGUUGCAUACUCACCUCUGGCGUACGCAUAAAAUCGACAUGGAGCUAUAUAGCUGUGAACUGUGCAGCUUCAAAACACCUAUAUAUUCAAGGUUACUAAACACACAUUCCAAAAUUCAUUAUGAUGAACGAAAUUAUAAGUGUGAUCAGUGCGAGAAAGCUUUCAAAAAUACAAAACAAUUGAAAAAUCAUCGGCGUUGGCACCGCAACCAUAACAAAUCCACAACAUCUCCAUCAGCGAAGCGGGAAAGUUCAAAGAGAACAGAUGUAUCCGCGUCCGAAAGCAGCGGUCCAGCGCUGUUACCGCCAUCAUCUAGCACAAGCAUAUCUGAUGCAACUCAAGUACCUGUAACCGCUGCGCGUAAUUUUUAUAGAUGCAAGGACUGCGAAGCUGUUUUUUCACAUCAGAAAACAUUACGAGAUCAUCUGUGCAAGAACGCCGCCGCAGCAAUACAAUGCGAAGUGUGCGAUCGAGUACUGACUUCACGCUCCUCCAUCAAGUUGCACAUGCAAUCGCAUGAGUCAUCGCGGCGUUUUAAAUGUAACAUCUGUGAGUAUUCUGCCAGUGACCACAAUGCUUUUCGGCGACAUAAAAUGACACACGACAAUAAUGCGAAGAUGUAUGCUUGCGUUCACUGUGAUUACAAGUCAAUACAAAGCGUGGCCUAUCAGAAACAUGUUCAACAAAAACAUCCACAAGUGGCCGAUUCCAUCGUUUAUAAGUGCACAAUAUGCCCAUAUACCACCAUAAAUAAGGGUUUAUUCGACGUACAUCGAGUUAAACAUGAAAAUAAGAAUGGCAACAAUGAAGCAACUACUGCAAUUUCUGGUGAAAAUGUAGAUAGCGUAGAAAAAACAACAACAAAAAAAACGAAGAUAAAAGUGAAGAGCCACUUAUUACUGACCACUUCGGCAGAUUCGACCAUGGAAUUAAAUGAGUUAUGCUUCGAUGCAGUAACUAUGCCGUCAUAGUCAUAACUUAAUGUGGUAACGUAGAAAUGUUGCCAAAAAAAAAUAAAAUUUUUAGCUUUGGAUUUACUUUUAUUUGAAAAAUUGUUGAACUACUGUAAAUUCACUAUGUAUGUAUGUAAUUAUGUAAAUAGUUUAGGUUAAUUAGUUUUAGCCCCAACGGCAAUGCUAAGUGCAAACUUGGUUAUCAGAAUAUAUUUGCUCAUACUUUAUAUGAAAGAUUUAAUGUGGUCUCAAAAACCAUAACAAUAAUAUUUUAUGAAACGGUAAAUUAACAGGAUAAAGUAAUACAACUGAAUAAAAUGAAUGUUUGAAUGAUUUGAAUUUUCGUUAGCAUUGCCUUUGAGUACAUUUAUACUAGCCCUAUGACAUUUUUUCAUCUUUGUAUAUUUUUAAGUGUUAAGAAUCUAUGUAGUUAAGAGUGUAUGUCGCUUGUAGAUUUUAACGUGUAUACCAUGUAUGUACUGUAUAAUAUUUUAUUUGAUAUCCUUAUACAAUAUAUGAGAACAGUAUGAUAUACAACA